Morus notabilis is the source of this 771-nucleotide messenger RNA. Its product is annotated as WASH complex subunit 3. The transcript has a single exon. Bases 37 to 633 code for a protein of 198 amino acids. The record is from RefSeq and is a predicted model, not a curated record. Lineage: Eukaryota; Viridiplantae; Streptophyta; Magnoliopsida; Rosales; Moraceae.
GCCAACGGGUAGGUAUACGAAGCUGUGGGCUAUAUAAUGAUCAAAGAGGCAAAACAAAGUGAAGCGCUUGAAGCGAAAAUGAGCAGGAAAACAGCAACGACGAAGAAGAAGGAUGCAGAAGCAGAAGUGGAAGAACUUCUGAAAUCAGUGGAAGACGACAUGCUCCUCAACCUCUCUCUCAAUUCCCACAUGUCCCGCGUCUCCCCCAACUACGUCGAUUCCGAUCUCGAUGGCCGUUUCCGAGCCCUCAAAUCCCCACCUUCCUCUUCUUCCUCUCCAAACCCUCCUCCUCCUACAACUUCCGCCGUCGAUCCUCCGCCUCGCCGGUCGCCGCCGGAGCAUCCAACCGAUCCAGAACUCACGGCCGUCCUCGGCGACGACCUCGCCGCCAGAUUCGCCGCUCUCAAGGCGUCCUUGUCUUCGCCGCAAUCCGUCGGGGCGAAGGCAUCGGAGGGCGGCGAUGGGCACGAAGAGGACGAGGAUGAGGACGAUGAAGUGGAGAGGCUGAUGCGGUGGGCCAAGGACGCCGCUCGUCUCGAUCCUUCUCCGCCGUCCGAUGAUGACGACGACGACGACGAUGAUAUUGAUGAAGACGAUGACGGAGACGGAGACGAUCGUCGUCAGAAGAAGUAAUUCUGUACGAAUUCUUUUUUUUUUUUUGAGGGUGUAAGUUAAGCAAGAAAGGUAUUUGGUUGAAUUGUGUUUUGUUUUUAUUAUUUGUUUAUAUACUUGUGUUUGCUUAAACGAUAUUAGCAUAGCACAAAUACAUAA